AUGUCAGGCGGCGGUCUUGCCGGAAACGGUUCUCUCGACGAUGAGCUAGCGAGGAGCCACGUGGUGCGGCUGCGCGGGCUGCCGUUCAGCGCGACGGAGUCGGACAUUAAAGCCUUCUUCGAUGGGCUCGACAUCGCGCCCGACGGCAUCGUGCUGCAGCUCAACUACCAAGGUCGAGCGACGGGCCAGGCGUUCGUUCGCUUCGCCGACGCCGAGAAUGCGACCAAGGCCCUCGAGCGCAACAGGCAGCACAUCGGGUCGCGCUAUAUCGAGGUUUUCAAGGGGCAUGCAGCAGACAUGGAGGGGGCUUUAAGGAUGGCGGGCAGGGGCGGUGCUGCUGGUGCUGGUCCGGGGGCGGGGGCGCUCGGUAUGGGCAUGGGCGGCAUGGGCGGCAAUAUGGCGGCGGCAACAUCUGGGCUGCUUGCGGGUGCUGCUGCGGGGGCUGGGGUGCCAGGAAUGGCGGGCAACACGGACAUGCGCUACAGCGGCGUCAUCCGCAUGCGCGGCAUGCCCUAUAGCGCGACGUCAGCGGACAUAGCGGCGUUCUUCAAGGGCAUGCAGAUCGCGCACGACGGCAUCUUCCUCUGCUCGCACCCCGACGGCCGCGCCACUGGCGAGGCAUUUGUGGAGUUCGCGAACGAGGAGACGGCAGCGAGGGCGCUGCAGCUGCACCGGGAACCCAUGGGCCAUCGGUAUGUGGAGCUGUUCCGCAGCACCAAGGGGGAGAUGAUGGCGGCGGUGCAGCAGCGCAUGUACUCCAUGUUCCCGCCCGUCCCCGCCUUCAUGGGCCCCGUACCGGGAAUGAUGGGCUUCGGCAUGCCAAGCUUAGGCGCAGCCAACCUUGCCGCCAUGCACAUGGGCGCGGGCGGAAUGGGCGCAGGGGGGAUGGGGGGCGGAGGCAUGGGGGGACCAGGCGGCCCUGGGGGCGGAAUGGGCGCAGCACAGGCAGCAGCAGCGGCAUCAGAAAACGUGUGCAUAAAGAUGCGCGGGUUACCCUUCAGUGCAGGCCAGGAGGAUAUCCUGGCGUUUUUCGAGGGGUAUGAAGUGGUGGGGAACGGUGUGCACAUCAUGACGGGGCACAACGACCGGCCGACAGGAGAGGCGUUUGUGGAGUUUGCCUCGUCGGAGGAGGCGGGGCGGGCCAUGGAGCGCCACCGGCAGCACAUGGGCAAUCGUUACAUCGAGCUCUUCCGUGUCUCCAAGAGUGAGGCGCUGGUGGCGGUGCAAGGGGGGUCGUUGGCGGGGUUCAACAUGGCGGGGGCACUGGAUCCCAACAUGCAGCUGCUGCUGCUGCAACAACAGGGAGGGGGAGGAGGGGGUCAGGGCUUUGACCCCUCACACCAGAACUAG
Molecule: messenger RNA, 1350 nt
Organism: Closterium sp. Yama58-4
Lineage: Eukaryota; Viridiplantae; Streptophyta; Zygnematophyceae; Desmidiales; Closteriaceae
Source: the annotation of a GenBank genome assembly